Molecule: messenger RNA, 957 nt
Organism: Aspergillus welwitschiae
Lineage: Eukaryota; Fungi; Ascomycota; Eurotiomycetes; Eurotiales; Aspergillaceae
Product: isoprenoid synthase domain-containing protein
Exons: 1
Coding region: 1-957 (318 amino acids)
Molecular function (GO): carbon-oxygen lyase activity, acting on phosphates
Source: RefSeq, a predicted model, not a curated record
AUGACAAAGCCCCAAACCGCAGUAUCACCCGACGAAUUCUUCAAAAUCAUCACCCCCUUCCUAAACGAAAUCAAUCCCAACAUCCCACCUUACGCGCCCGACGAAGCAUUCUACAAAGAAGUCUUCGACAAAUUCGCAGCUGCCUCCGGCCUCCCAGAAGACACCAUCCCCCACUUCGUCGACACAGGAGAAGUCCUAGCACGAUGCUUCUACCCCAGCCUACCCCGAGAUCUACAAAUAUCCAUAGGAGUCUUAACAGCAUACGUCUUCUCAAUCGACGAUCAAUGCGCAGACCCCGAGUUCCGCGAGCAGCUCAAAUCGUACCGCUCAGUCUUUCUCGGCCAAUCCACCACGAACCUCCAAUACAUUAAGGGUCUAUACAAUACCCUUCACGAUAUAGUCAGUCACUAUGAGUGGUAUGCUGGUGACAUGAUCAUCAAAUCAACCAUGGACUUCGUGAGUAUCAAUAUUGUGGAGGCGGAGCAGACUGGUCAUUUCAUGGUCUCUCCAUCUACCAAGUUGUUUCCGGACUUCUUGCGACAGAAAAGUGGUAUCGGGGAGGCUUAUGCGUUUUUUUAUUUCCCUGGGAGUGAUUGGGGUCUGGGGGAUUAUUUUACGUUGAUCCCCGAUAUAGCGGGUAUUAUUGAGCAGUUGAAUGAUGUGCUGUCGUUUUAUAAGGAGUCUGUUCUAGGAAAUGAGCCCGGAACGUGGGUUAAGCAGACUUGUGUCUGUAAGGGGAUUUCUGAAGGUGAGGCUUUCAAGGAGAGAGUGGAUCAGUGCUUAGGCAGUAUUCGGAGACUGCGUGCUGCAUCUGAGGGAAUUCCGAGACUGCUAAAGACAGUCAAUGAGUUCAUUAAUGGGUAUCCUCUCUUCCAUCUUAACGCGGGUAGGUAUAAGCUGGAUCAGUUUGGCAGUUAUCAUGGUUGUCAGGGUGAGAAGACGGCGGGUGGAAAUUGA